AUGCCUUUCAACACAGAACUGACGCGCCGGCUCGGCAUCGCUGUGCCUGUCGUGCAGGGUGGCAUGCAACAUGUGGGCUACGCUGAGAUGGCGAGUGCCGUGUCGAAUGCGGGCGGCCUGGGCAUCAUCACGGCGCUGAUAUUUCCCGACCCUGAGGGGCUGCGCCAGGAGAUCCGCAAGUGCCGGAAGCUGACCAGCAAGCCGUUCGGCGUCAACAUCACCCUGCUCCCCGCGCUGGUGCCCCCCAACUACGACGCCUACGCCCAGGUCGUCAUUGACGAGGGCGUCGAGAUCGUCGAGACGGCCGGCAACUCGCCCGGCCCCGUCAUCUCCAAGCUCAAGAAGGCCGGCUGCAUUGUGCUCCACAAGUGCACCACUAUCAGGCACGCCGAGUCCGCAGUGAAGUUGGGAGUCGACUUUUUGAGCAUUGACGGCUUCGAGUGCGCUGGCCACGUUGGUGAAUCAGACAUCACCAACUUUAUCCUGCUGAGCAAGGCGCGGCAGACGCUCAAGGUGCCUUUUAUCGCGUCGGGCGGCUUCGCCGACGGGCAGGGGCUGGCGGCGGCGCUGUGCCUAGGGGCGUGCGGCAUUAACAUGGGCACGCGGUUCCUAUGCACGGUCGAGAGCCCGAUCCACAUCAAGAUUAAGGAGGAGAUUGUGCGGGCGCAGGAGACGGACACGGCGCUGCUGCUGCGGCGCUGGCGCAACACGACGCGCCUGUACCGCAACAAGGUGACGGAGCAGGCGCUUAAGAUCGAGCAGGAGAGCACCACAGGCGAGUUCUCUGAGAUCGCGCCCUACGUGAGCGGCAAGCGCGGCCGCGAGGUGUUCCUCAACGGCGACCCGGAAUAUGGCGUCUGGACGGCCGGGCAGGUCAUCGGGCUCAUCCACGACAUCCCCACGUGCAAGGACCUCAUCGCGCGCAUCGAGAAGGAGGCCGAGGCCACCCUGACGGAGAAGACGGGGCUGUACGCCCCUGUUGCCCCUUCGGCAAAGUUAUAG
Messenger RNA from Lasiosphaeria miniovina, 1002 nucleotides. RefSeq lists its product as uncharacterized. The record is from RefSeq and is a predicted model, not a curated record. NCBI's taxonomy places the organism in Eukaryota, Fungi, Ascomycota, Sordariomycetes, Sordariales, Lasiosphaeriaceae. Gene Ontology annotation, molecular function: nitronate monooxygenase activity. The coding region runs from base 1 to 1002 and encodes 333 amino acids. The transcript is spliced from 4 exons.